AUGGAAGAUGUAUGGGCGAGGGUAUUCACCUACCUGUCCCCCCGAGAGGUUCGAAAAUGUGAACGUGUGAGUCGAACGUGGCGUCGUCUAGCUCACCGAGCUCUACGUCAACUCGUUGAUGUCGACUUCGAGCGAGACUUUCAAAAUGCCAUCGCCGAUCCUGAUCAUCUGGAACGUAUACUGAGAUUAUGCAGCCGUCGGCUCAAACGAGUUACGUUUCGUGUGACAUCGAAAAAUGAAAAGUACUCUGUUUUUGCGAGCGAACAUCACCUAACGAAAUCUGUCGUUGAAGCACUUGCCACCACCGCAACUGCCCUGCAAAGUAUAGUUAUUGAUCGGAUGUACUGCUCUACACCGGAAGUGAACGAGAUCGUCCAACUGGCUCUUCGCCAAUUGCUUUGUCAAAGUCCAAGAUUGAAACGAUUUGAAAUAGUUGGUCGAGGAUGGACAUUCGAUCAUUUUGUGCUCGAUGAGACGGUGCUGCUUUUGCUUCCUCCAUCUUUACGUGAUCUCUCAAUAUCAGCCGGUGGUUCACUGAAAAUUACAAAUCUUCACUUCCUACGUGGAAAACAACUUGAAUCGCUAGCUCUGCAACGGUCAUUCAUAUCAAGUGCCGAUUUGGUGGUGCUGGCUGAUAUGGCUUUGUCUUUGACGACACUUGAUCUCACUUCGUGUAUAAAUAUCUCUGAUGGCACGUUGCUUGGACAGCUACACAACCUGAGGCGAUUAGUGAGUGAACCGUUCUCCAUAAAAGGCUAUCAGUUCGCACGAUCUCGUGUGUGUCUAUGCGAAUGCCAUGAUGGCUUGGCGGCUGAUAGCAUCGCGGUUGACGUUGUCGUUGUCGUCGUCGUCCGUCGUCGUUGUGAUGAGUCAAUCGGCGAGUAG
Haemonchus placei is the source of this 885-nucleotide messenger RNA. NCBI's taxonomy places the organism in Eukaryota, Metazoa, Nematoda, Chromadorea, Rhabditida, Trichostrongylidae. The record is from the annotation of a GenBank genome assembly.